CUCUACAAUUCACACCAGUCCUUGGCCACAGGUCAGUUCAACCCUGUCAUCCCUAAUAUUCACUUGUUUUCAGCUGUAAAAGUCACUGCAGGGUUAUAGCAGGAUACAUACAUGUCACAUCAAUCAUAGCCAAGUUGUACCUAUGAGAAAAAUAAGAUUUGGAGCCAGAUGCAUAGAAAUAUUGAAAUUUACACAAGUUUCUUCAUUUCUCCUUUGACUUUUUCUUAUGGUUUAGUUUAAAAAAAUGUGUUGUUGUUGAUGAGCUUCACAUUAAUUUUUAUUUAUUAUUUCAGUCAUGUCCUGAGAUGACCUCUGACACCGAUGUCUCCAGAACAGCAGAGAAGACUGCAGAGAGGCAUCCAUCCACCACCAUGCAGGACUUGGAUGAAUCAGACUCUGAUCAUUCAGCAAACAGAACUGGAAUCAUUCCUUGCCUUGUUGGCUACACAGAUUCUGAAGAAUCUCCCGGUCCACACACCAGCUCUUUACAGCUAAAUGAAAGCUGCGAGACAUGGAGUCUGUCUUCUGAAUCUGAACUUACCCUCACUGACCAAGACAAACAGUCUAUUCCAAGAUUGAGGAGGACCAAGAGCAUACAGAUGAAAGGUCGAGUUGACUUUGAUUCAGAUGAGCUUUAUGAUCACACCUCAGAUGACAGUGGAGAAGAGUAUAUUCCUAAGAGUGUUGAAGAUUCUUCUGAAGAUUCAGACCCUUGCGACAUUAAGACUGACCAGAAAAUAACAAAGCUCAGAUUUCCAAACUUGGGGAAGACAGUAGAUGUCAGAGAUGGAUGUCUCCCAGUGACAGAACUUGUCCAUGCCACUUUGAAUCCGAAGAGAGGGCGCUCAUCUUCAAGAAAAGAAGGCACCUCUGGUACAAGGCGAAGAAGAAGAUGUUCAAGCAGUGUGCCUUGCCCAGCAACACAAACAAGUACUGGUAACUUAUCAGAACAGAGUGGAGGGGGCGACUCUAGACAUAGAGUCCUGUUGGAUAAUUCGGCACAUGAUCUAGAGCAAAAUCUACCUGACAGCACCUCUUCCCUGGGUGGAGUGAUUGAUGAUUUACUUUCCAUACCUGCUGUUUGUAAGAAAGAGGAUGGAUCAAGAAUGUAUAACAAAAAGCAAUACUGUCUGUACUGUAAAUUGGGGGUUAUAAAAAUGGCAAGGCAUUUGGAGCGCGCUCAUCAAGACAAGUCCGAGGUUGCAAGGGCUGUGUCCUUCCCAAAAGGCUCAAAAGAAAGACGGAUGCAUAUGGAACACUUGAGAAACAAGGGCAACUUUGCACAUAAUGUUGAAGUAUUGAAUUCUGGUGUUGGAAUUCCUGUUCCUCGCAAGCAACCAAAGGAUGAAUCUCAAGUGCAGAAUUUUCUGCAUUGUGCAUAUUGUCAGGGCUUCUUUACAAAGAAAGUCCUUUGGAGGCACAUGAAGAUCUGCAAAUUCAAACCUAGUAUUCCACCUAAACCUGGCAAAACACGUGUCCAGGCGCUUUGUGGAUUUGCUGCGCCUCCACCACCUGGAGUGAAGGAACAACUUUGGAAGCUCCUGAACAAAAUGGUUCGGGACGACGUGUAUUUUGCUGUCAAAUCUGAUCCAUGUAUCAUGGAGUAUGGUGAACAUUUAUACAACAGGCUUGGGUAUGAUCCUGGCAAACAUGAAUACAUUCGCCAGAAAUUGAGAGAGUUGGGACGGCUUCUGAUAUGCUCAAGAAAAAACACUCCCUUGAAGAUGAUUCAAGAUCACAUCAAGCCUGCAAAUUUCAUGUACGUUAUUGAGGCAGUUAAAGACGUUGCAGGCUACAAUAGUGAAACAGAUGCAUACAGGUGCCCCAGUCUGGCUCUCAAAAUUGGAUACAGCCUGAAAAAGAUUUCAAUGCUUGUUGAAAGCCGUGCAAAUGUACAAAGUGACUACAGUGCAGCAAAGGAUGCUCGUACAUUCCGCAGCGUGUAUGAAGCCAGGUGGAAUGAGCUGAUAUCAGCUGCAUCACUGAGAACACUUCAGGAGUCCAAGUGGAAUACUCCUCAGUUGCUUCCAUUCACAAAAGAUGUUCAGACACUCCAUUCCUUUUUAGAUGCGCAGCAAGAAGAACUUUUCAGCCAACUAUCCUCAGAGACGUCCCCCCAGACCUGGGCACAGCUGACGAAAGUCAUUUUGACUAAAGUCAUUUUGUUUAACCGUCGAAGAUCUGGGGAAGUGUCAAAAAUUCCGGUUUCGGCUUAUUUGUCUCACAAUCCAUCAGACCCACAGGAGGAAGUGAAUUUAGCACUCUCAGACCUAGAGAAGAAGCUCUGUCAGCAUUUCCGAAGAAUUGAAAUAAGAGGUAAAAGAGGACGAAAAGUUCCUGUACUUUUGACCCCACCAGUGCAAGCAGCAUUGGAUCUGCUCAUCAGAAAAAGACAGGAAUGUGGGGUUCUCCCAGAGAACACAUACCUGUUUGCACGACCAUCAACUCUCAUCUGCUUUCGUGGAUCUGACUGUUUGCGACACUUUGCCAAGGUCUGCGGUGCAAAAAACCCUGAAAGUCUGACUUCAACAAAAUUACGCAAACAAACUGGGACCCUGUCACAAGUCCUUAACCUCACUAACACAGAGCUCGAUCAACUAGCAGAUUUUCUUGGACAUGACAUUAGAGUGCACAGACAGUUUUACAGACUUCCAGAGGGCACUCUCCAACUGGCUAAAAUAAGCAAGGUUCUCAUGGCUCUGGAGCAGGGGUGUCUGGCAGAGUUCAAGGGGAAGUCCCUGGAUGACAUUUGUAUUGAUCCUGAAGAGAAUGUACACCUAGACAGCGACCAGGAAAGAGACCCUGAGGCACCAUGUGAAGCAGACGAUGAGUCAGACUCACCAGAGAAUGCAACCACAACAGAGUACAGUGAGACAAUAGGGCCAGAUGUGAGACAUACAGUCAACAAUGCAGCACCACAGCAAGAUACUGUGACGACUCCACAGGCCAGAGAUCAUCAGAAACCUCUGAAAGGGUUAAAAGGACGACAACCUAGCAAGAGAAAGAUGUGGGAGAAAGAGGAGAUUGCUGCUGUCGAAAGGCACAUGAUGUCCUUCAUCACAACAUGCCGUGUUCCAGGAAAAAGUGACUGUGAUAAGUGCCUUAGCGCAGAGAAGACUGCUCUUAGGAACAGAAAUUGGCUAGCCAUUAAAUUUUACAUCAAGAAUCGCAUCACAGCUCUGAAGAAGACAAUGUAAAGUUCAAAACUAGUAGACAAAUGUUAAUUGUCAAUUUGUUGUUUUGGUUCAUUUAGAAUCAAGCUCACAAAAAGUUGGCUGUUCAGUUAUUUGACAGGUUCAAAUAUCUGACUUGAGUUUGUAUCAGUCAGUAAAAUUGUGACAUUGGUUUACCAACAUAACUGUUAUGUUGUUACAUUUACUAACAUGUUGAUUAGUAAUCAGCAAUCUCUAUGAGAGGUUGAAGAAUCUGACCAGGUUUUUCUGUUUGUUUUGGGGAUUUUUUUGCAAUAAAACCUCUCAGUGAUGUGACCUAUAUCUUGUGGUAAUGCAGACCUUAUUUGUGAUCCAGUUAACACUAGGUUUAUAUGAUAAUGGGGCUGUCAAGCAGUUAAAUACAUUAGUCUGUGAUGGCAGACUCUACAAAGUAAGUUAAACCUGAGGGUGUGUUAAGUGGUCCUAACAAAGACAGAAAAACCAGAAGUGUGUAUAUUGGGACCCCAUUAAUUACUAUAAACCUGACAAGUCCCCAUUAGGCUGUCCCUGGUCAGGUGAAGGACUCUACUUUGUCUGAUUGACAAUUUGAAGUGACAUAUGUUUUUCUGGCUGCUCCAGUAAACUGCCUGAUUUUAUUCAGUGCUGUAGCACCUUCAGAAAGGGUGGUUCCCACAUUGCAUGUCCUCGUCUUGUGUCCCUACAAUGUAGUAAAGACAAGUAUGUGUGUG
Centropristis striata (black sea bass) is the source of this 3901-nucleotide messenger RNA. RefSeq lists its product as uncharacterized. Bases 306 to 3197 code for a protein of 963 amino acids. The transcript has 7 exons. The record is from RefSeq and is a predicted model, not a curated record. Lineage: Eukaryota; Metazoa; Chordata; Actinopteri; Perciformes; Serranidae.